Messenger RNA from Protomyces lactucae-debilis, 510 nucleotides. Its product is annotated as SMAD/FHA domain-containing protein. Gene Ontology annotation, biological process: maintenance of RNA location; mRNA splicing, via spliceosome. Lineage: Eukaryota; Fungi; Ascomycota; Taphrinomycetes; Taphrinales; Protomycetaceae. The record is from RefSeq and is a predicted model, not a curated record. Gene Ontology annotation, molecular function: protein binding; mRNA binding. Gene Ontology annotation, cellular component: nucleus. The coding region runs from base 1 to 510 and encodes 169 amino acids. The transcript has a single exon.
AUGGGCCGUGAUGGCCACCAACAACCGGAUGUACUACCGGAAGAAGAACGAGAGAAGCCCAACUACAGCCUGAGUGGUGCAUUAGCAGCCGAAUCGAAUACAAAGCAAGGAACGGUGCUCAAGUAUCAUGAACCAGCGGAAGCUGCGAAACCUGCGACGCCAUGGCGGUUGUACGUGUACAGGGGUAAAGAGCUAAAGGACACACUUCAUCUGUCACAACAGUCUGCCUAUCUACUUGGCCGCGAUGCUGCAGUGGCCGAUAUCCCGCUUGAGGAUGGGUCAUGCAGCAAACAGCAUGCCGUACUGCAGUUCCGGCAAGUCGGCAAGAAGGAUGCGUAUGGCACUAUGCAGCGGUCUGUUCGGCCGUACUUGAUUGAUCUUGGGAGUACAAAUGGGACGUAUGUGAAUCGGGAGGAGAUUCCGAGUGAGCGGUACUACGAGGUGCUGUCUGGGGACUCGCUGGCAUUUGGGGAUUUGGACUGCGAUUUUGUGCUGCUGGCAGAGACGUAG